AUGAGGGGGUUCAAUGCCGGGGGCAGCAGCGAGUACAGAACAGCCAUCAACAGAUCCAGUGACCGGGACGAGGUGGAGGGGGGCUUCAGGGAGGCAAACAUACCAGUGCUGACAUACAGGGAGACCACGGCCAGCUCCAGGAAUGGACAUCUCAUUGCCAUAAAGGCAGCUCCACGGAAGGACCCUCAGAGCCUGAACUGCAGGGGAACCCCCCGCACCCUGCCCUUUAUCCCCAGGGGUCUUGAAAAGAGGGACAAGAGCAACACUGCUGAGGAGCACUUCAGAAGAGCCCUGAUGGGAAUGAUGGCAACUGCCAAGGAGAUGGUGGUGCUGCCUGUAGGCUGGGGGAGCAGUGGCGGAGACGUGUUCACAGAGACGCGGGAGCUGCAGCUCUUGCACUUCUGGCUCUUCCUGGCCAUUUACCUGGCUGCCCUCCUGGGCAACAUCCUCAUCACCACAGCUGUAGCCUGCGACCACCGCCUCCACACUCCCAUGUACUUCUUCCUCCUCAACCUCUCUGUUCUUGAUAUUGGCUCUAUCUCCACCACAGUCCCUCAAUCCAUGGCCAACUCCCUCUGGGACACCAAGGCAAUCUCCUACUCAGGAUGUGCUGCCCAGGUCUUCUUUCUAUUCUUCUUUUUUGGUGCAGAGUAUUCCCUUCUCACCGUCAUGGCCUAUGACCGCUACGUUGCCAUCUGCAGACCCCUGCGCUACAGGACCCUCCUGGGCAGCAGAGCUUGUGUCCACAUGGCAGCAGCUGCCUGGGGCACUGGGUUUCUCAAUGCUCUCCUGCACACGGCCAGUACAUUUUCACUGCCACUCUGCCAAGGCAAUGCCAUAAACCAGUUCUUCUGCGAAAUAUCCCAGAUCCUCAAGCUCUCCUGUUCAGAUGACUACCUGAGGGAAUCUGGGCUUCUUGUGUUUAGUCUUGCCUUUGCUUUUGGAUGUUUUGUUUUCAUUGUGCUGUCCUACGUGCAGAUCUUCAGGGCCGUGCUGAGGAUCCCCUCUGAGCAGGGACGGCACAAAGCCUUUUCCAUGUGCCUCCCUCACCUGGCCGUCGUCUCCCUGUUCAUUAGCAGUUGUAUGAUUGCCUACCUGAAGCCCCCCUCCGUCUCUUCCCCAGCUCUGGACCUGGUGGUGGCAGUUCUCUACUCGGUGGUGCCUGCAGCAGUGAACCCCCUCAUCUACAGCAUGAGGAACCAGGAGCUGAAGGAUGCCCUGAGCAAACUGAUUCAAUGGGUUCACCUUCAGCAGCAGUAA
This is a messenger RNA of Chroicocephalus ridibundus (black-headed gull), 1260 nucleotides long. RefSeq names its product olfactory receptor 14C36-like. Gene Ontology annotation, biological process: G protein-coupled receptor signaling pathway. Lineage: Eukaryota; Metazoa; Chordata; Aves; Charadriiformes; Laridae. The record is from RefSeq and is a predicted model, not a curated record. Bases 1 to 1260 code for a protein of 419 amino acids. Gene Ontology annotation, molecular function: olfactory receptor activity; odorant binding; G protein-coupled receptor activity. The transcript is spliced from 4 exons. Gene Ontology annotation, cellular component: membrane.